This is a messenger RNA of Cuscuta epithymum, 2421 nucleotides long. NCBI's taxonomy places the organism in Eukaryota, Viridiplantae, Streptophyta, Magnoliopsida, Solanales, Convolvulaceae. The record is from the annotation of a GenBank genome assembly.
AUCCUAAAAUUUUGGCGCGCACAACACACUCUUUACCGCACAACCUCCAGAGAAAAGCGAAAAGAGCUAUGAAUUGAAUACGCAGAGCAGGAAGUUACGAUAAAUUUCAAACGAAGCCGGAAUCCUUGCUCCAUCAUGCUAUCUACUACUGGUCUCAAUCUUCCACCAUCUGCUAAUUAAUCAUCCAGGUAAUGUACGCACACUUAUUCUAAAGUUAAAUUGAGUUUAGCAUAGCCAGCUUUUGAUGGAGUUGACCCAGGCACAUGAAAUUGAAUAGUUGAAAUUUUCUUGGGGGAGCCGGCCAGGGAUUGGUAAUUCCUAGGAGCAGAGCCUCAUAGGAAACGUAUUACUAAUUCUCUUUUUUAAUUCUAAUUCGUAAGUUCUAAUUCCAAAUCUGUAAUUUCCAAAUCCGUAUUACUAAUUCUCUUUUUCAAUUCUAAUUCGUAAGUUCCCAUUCCAAAUCUGUAAUUUCCAAAUCCAUAUAUAUGACCCUAUUUCGUUAUUUUUAUUUUGUGGUUUAAUGCGUAGUGACCAAGUGAGGACAAAGUAAUUGCUUUAUUAGUUAUUAGCACUUCUUUAUAGCAUGAUAUGGCAUCUACAUAAUUACCCUGUUGUUUGUAUAUUAUGGCUAAAUUAUUAAAAGGAGUAGAGAACCUCGUUAUCACAUAGGAUCAAUCCUGAGUACUUCAUUAUAGCAAUAUAGCAUGAUAUGACAUCUACAUAAUUGCCUUGUUUGUAUAUUUAGUGCAUUUUUAUUCAGUUUGAUUGGUUAAAUAAUUGUAUCAAACGAAAAUCUGUUUAGUUAUAUAAUUCAUCUCUUUGUUAUUUAGUUAUGUUAUGUAGAUAGUUGUUUAGAAACUAAUCGUUUAGUUUGUGUUCUUUUUACGAAUUGAUAUGCUUGGAAAUUAAUAUGAGUGUUGGGUGUUUCAUCCAAUCUGUUUAGUAAUUAGUAGUGAUGCUUUAUAACUAUUUAAUCUUGAUAAUACGUUGAAGAUAAUUUUACUAAACAAAAGAUGCGGACACGUGGAGGACGUGCUUUGUGUGCACGGGAGAGUCGUGCACCUCAAAGUAGAGGUAGAGAUAGGAGUAGCUUAUCUUCACCCUCAAGUCCUAUGGUUGGAAGUCAAUAUUCAAGUGGAGAGGGAAGUAGACCUCUUGUCCCAAGUACUCCUACAUCACCGCAUUCAUCAAAUGGGGAGCAACCCCAAGAGACGGACGUCACACCAUUUCCCUUGCACGAAAUGCAUUGCCGCAAAACGCAUACAGAAAUUAAGGCGAUCAUGAAAUCUCGCUUUAGCGGCCCUUGGAGGUCAUAUCGGAACGUGCCUGAAACAGAGAGAGAUCACUGGUUUGAUGAAUUCAGGUUGACUCAUCCAUUUGCGGACUCGGCAAAAAAGAAAUUCAGAAAGCUUUUUGACAAAUAUGGUAGCCAAGGUCUCAAGAAAAUGUUGCAAACAGCACGAGAGGAAAAUGUGCCACCAGAAUAUAUCGCUGAGAAUGAUUUUAAAGAUCUCCAGACAUAUUGGGCCUCUCCGGAGUUCAAAAAGCUUAGCGCUAAGGGAAAAAAAGCUCGAUCAUCAGAAUCAUGCAAAAACAACCCAUACUGUGGAGGGUCAAUCACUACUGCUGAUCAUAAGAAAAGAUUGAGGAAAAUACUUGGUAGGAGGAUUUUCAUGCGAGAGUUGUAUGGUGUCACAUGGAAGAGGAAAAAAACUCGUGAAUGGAGUGGGCCGAGGAUACAGGCAUGCUAUGAAAAUUUUAUAGCUGCUAGACAAAAAGCAAGAGAUGAGGUCAAUGAUGAAUCACAACCUAUAGACGAGGAUGAAAUUUUUAUGGAGCAUUUUGGACCUCCCCAAUGUGGUAAGAUUUUGGGGUUAGGGAGUCUUUCUAGCGAGGUUCAAACCAAAUUUCGAGGCGACACAUCUACCUCCUCCAUACAUUGUGAGAAUUUAGAGGAACUCAUUGAUAAUCGCAUCAAAGUGGCACUUACUACUAGCGUUCGGGAGUGCAUAGAAGCCUCGGUGCAAACUGUAGUUCGAGCAGCUAUUGAAGAAAAUGAUAGGACAUGGAUGGCUCGUUUUGCUGAGUAUCGUAACUCUUUGGCCUUGCAAAACUCCGGACUUCCUACUCAAAGUACUCUAGCUCCAAGUACUUCCAUAUUUCCUUUCCAACAAUUCCCGUUCUCACAAAUGGCACCACAAGGGCAGUCUUUUCAAAAUGGCGCAAUGAGUUUUACCGACUGGAUGAAUUUUGGCUCAUCAAUGUUGUCGCCACCGUCUAGAAAUUAGUUUUAGAUAUAUUUUUUUCUUUUCAUUUAUGCAGCUUUGAAUUAUUGUAUAUUUGUAAUUGUUAAAACAAUUUGUUUUUUAUGGCUGGAGACAUAUAUUUAAUACGGAGUAUAAUAUAUGCUUGAUUCAAUUA